UUAGUAAACCUGCACCCUCAAAUUUUUAGUCGGUUUCGUCUUCCACUCGUCAAACAACCACCACCUUCCCCUUUCCAAUUUCCCUCUCUCUCUCAUCAAAAUUCUCUCUCUUCAAAAACCCUAAAAUAAAAAUUCAACACAAAAAUUUCAUAAAACUUCGAUCGCAGCAAAAGUUUUGAUUUUGAUAACAGAUUCAAACACCCUUUUGAUUCAAUUAUAAAACCCAUCAAUUAAUUUGAGAUUAAUUCAUUAAUUUAAACAUAUACAAUACAUACAUAUAUACACAUAUACAGAUAUAUAUUUCAUUUGGGGGGUUUUGUGAUCAACGCAAUAUUGAUAUAAUUGUUGUGUGGGAUGUCGAAUUCGGGUCGUAGUCGGGUCAGGGAAGAUAGAUUUUAUAGUCCACCGGCGAUGAGAAGGUACAAUCAGCAACAACAGAAGCAAGUACAACAAGAAGAGCGUAAAGUACAACCAACACCAGCACAACAGCAGCAAGAAAAACAAUCAGAAUCUUUGAUGGAUAGUAGUAGAAUUAGUAGCGAUUUGAUUACAAAUUUGGAUCGGUUUAUGAAACACACUACUCCAAUUGUUACUGCCCAGCAUCUUCCUAAGACUAGCAUGAAGGGUUGGAGGAGUAAAGAAAACGAUCGGCACUCAUACUUCAUACUUGGUGAUCUUUGGGAAUCAUUAAAGGAAUGGAGUGCAUAUGGAGCCGGAGUUCCUCUUGUGUUGAAUGAAAGUGACUCGGUUGUGCAGUACUAUGUGCCAUAUUUGUCUGCCAUUCAACUAUAUGUAGAUCCAUCAGCACCCGUAACAACCUUAAGGCGUGGUGAAGAAAGUGAUUCUGACUCAUCCAGAGCCACCAGUAGUGAUGGCAGCUACGAGGCGCAGGUUAAAAAAAACAGUGUUGGCUCUUUAUCUCAGGGCUUAAAUAAGCUUGUACUUAGAGGUGGCCCUUUUGUGGGAGACAACACUGAUGAAAGCGAGAUUAGAAACCCUCCCGGGCUUCUAAUAUUUGAGUACUUUGAACGUGCUUUACCGUAUCAUCGGGCACCUUUAGCUGACAUGAUAUCUGAUCUUGCGUCAAAGUUUCCAGAAUUGAGAACAUACCGUAGCUGUGAUCUGACACAAUCAAGUUGGGUUUCAGUUGCUUGGUAUCCCAUAUACAGAAUUCCUGUUGGUCCGUCGCUGCAGAAUCUUGAUGCCAGCUUCUUGACUUUUCAUUCUCUGUCAACACCGUUAAGAGGUAUGGAUGGGGAUAAGUCGCAUCGUCAUGGGUCAACUGUAAUCGAGGUUAAUGAUGUCGGAAUGCCAUGUCGGCUAUCGUUACCGAUAUUUGGACUAGCUGUUUACAAGUUCAAGAGUUCUGACUGGACUGAAAGUGGCAUUCAUGGUACUGAAAAAGUAAACUCUCUAGUGCAGUCAACUGAAAAUUGGCUGCGGAGUUUGAAUGUAUAUCAUCCAGAUUUCAUGUUUUUCAAAAACCAUGAUUUCUGGAGGUAAAAGAAAGAAAGUAGGCGGUAAAAGGGAUAGGUAAACUGACAAUCUUUCCUCCUUUUUUUUCAUUUUCUUUUUGGUUCAAAAUCACACAGAUUUGAGUAGGAAGGAGUCCAUUUGGGGCUUUUUAUAUGAUGGAUGGAUUAUAAGGGGAUUUUUGAAUGAUGAAACUUUGUUGAUAUGCUGUUGUAGUUACUGUACAAACUUAUGCUAUUAGCAUGUGUAAACUAAUGUUUAAUGCUCUCAAAAUUGAGAACUACUUACUAGAAA
Messenger RNA from Erigeron canadensis, 1767 nucleotides. RefSeq lists its product as uncharacterized. Lineage: Eukaryota; Viridiplantae; Streptophyta; Magnoliopsida; Asterales; Asteraceae. Bases 355 to 1503 code for a protein of 382 amino acids. The transcript is spliced from 6 exons. The record is from RefSeq and is a predicted model, not a curated record.